AUGCAACAGCACCCCACUGCAUCCUCGAAGGCAACCAAUUGUCUUUUCGUUUGUGAAUUCAAGCAAAGCUACAGGCAGGACAGUGGAUUUUGGUUGGAAAGUGAAAUCGAGGAAAUCGAUGAGGUGCUGCCAUGUCCUUACGUUGCUAUACUGGUUAGGGAAAGCAGCCUUCAACUUUGCUCACUCGUCAACUACAAUGUUCGCCUGCCUCCAAAUUGCCGUAUUAAAGGCGUCCUGUUGAAGGACGGCACACAACAUGAAGAAAGAGCGGAUUUGAUCGAGAUCAAUUAA
This is a messenger RNA of Soboliphyme baturini, 291 nucleotides long. Lineage: Eukaryota; Metazoa; Nematoda; Enoplea; Dioctophymatida; Soboliphymatidae. The record is from the annotation of a GenBank genome assembly.